Messenger RNA from Oikopleura dioica, 492 nucleotides. NCBI's taxonomy places the organism in Eukaryota, Metazoa, Chordata, Appendicularia, Copelata, Oikopleuridae. The record is from the annotation of a GenBank genome assembly.
AUGGUGCUACACUGGACAGAAAUCGAAGUCGAAAAGCUUCAAGACUAUGGCUGUGCUAGUCGGGGAUAUUUCGACUCCACUGAUCCAGCAGUUGGACUCCCAGUGGACGAGAUCGACAGAUCGUUCAUCUGGUGGAAGAAGUGUAUCAAAUGUGCACGCUCUGAGUAUAGCGCUUAUGAUUUGGAAUACAAUCAUUUCGACUAUACUGAGAUGUACGAGUACGAUUCAGAUACUGAGACCUGCGGCGGGAGCAGCUCUAUCGAACACUCUAUUUGUCAGUGCGAUCAGUCAUUUGCCAAGAGACUAGUUGACUUAACAGCGAAUGACGAUUUCCGAAAUUACGAUACUGAUUUUUGCGUCCCUUUCACACCAUCGGACAUUCCAACUGAUUGUUGUUUUGAUGAACAAAAUGGCGCUUAUGAAAUCUUCAACACGGAAAAGAAAUGUUGCGAAAACGCCGUUGUGAAAGACCUCGGCACGUGUGAAGCAUAA